Molecule: messenger RNA, 7596 nt
Organism: Myotis lucifugus (little brown bat)
Lineage: Eukaryota; Metazoa; Chordata; Mammalia; Chiroptera; Vespertilionidae
Gene: LRP8
Product: LDL receptor related protein 8
Exons: 19
Coding region: 1-2982 (993 amino acids)
Molecular function (GO): protein binding; calcium ion binding
Source: RefSeq, a predicted model, not a curated record
AUGUCCGGGUUGGAGUUGAUAAGGCGCGCAGAGAUCCAGCCCCACUCCCUUACCUUCUUCCUGAUCAUGCACAUCCUGGCAGCCUGUGCUGCUUCCUCUGGGAACAGUGGCCUCAUCUGGCUCACCCCAGCGUCUGCAGCGCCCAGCACGCCGCCUAAGCAGGGUCACCGAGAUCCUGCCUGGGGAGGAGUGGACCGAGGACGGCUGGCCAAGGAAUGCGAGGAGGACCAGUUCCGGUGCCAGAACGGGCGCUGCAUCCCCUCUGUGUGGAGAUGCGACGAGGACGAUGACUGCUCGGACAACAGCGACGAGGACGACUGCCCCAAGAAGACCUGUAUGGACACCGACUUCACCUGUGACAACGGCCACUGCAUCCCCGAGCGGUGGAAGUGUGACGGCGAAGAGGAGUGUUCUGACGGCUCCGAUGAGUUCCAGGCCACCUGCCCCAAGCAGGUGUGUCCUGCAGAGAAGCUGAGCUGUGGACCCACCAGCCACAAGUGUGUGCCCGCCUCGUGGCGCUGCGACGGGGAGAAGGACUGCGAGAGUGGAGCGGACGAGGCUGGCUGUGCCACCUUGUGCGCCCCGCACGAGUUCCAGUGCGGCAACCGCUCGUGCCUGGCCGCCGUGUUCGUGUGCGACGGCGACGACGACUGCGGCGACGGCAGCGACGAGCGCGGCUGCGCCGACCCGGCCUGCGGGCCCCGCGAGUUCCGCUGCGGCGAAGGCAGCGCCUGCGUCCCCGAGCGCUGGGUCUGCGACCGCCAGUUCGACUGCCGGGACCUCUCGGACGAGGCGGCCGAGCUCUGCGGCCGCGCGCGCCCGGGGAACGCGACCGCGCCCGCCGCCUGCGCCGCCGCCCACUUCGCCUGCCGCAGCGGCGAGUGCGUGCACCUGGGCUGGCGCUGCGACGGCGACCGCGACUGCAAGGACCAGUCCGACGAGGCUGACUGCCCACUGGGGACCUGCCGCGGAGACGAGUUCCAGUGUGGGGACGGAGCCUGUGUCCCUGCAGUCAAGCGCUGCAACCAGGAGCAGGACUGCCCAGACGGGAGUGACGAAGCUGGCUGCCUAACCGGGCUGAAUGAGUGUCUGCACAACAACGGCGGCUGCUCCCACAUCUGCAAUGACCUCAAGGUCGGCUUUGAGUGCACCUGCCCAGCAGGCUACCGGCUCCUGGACCAGAAGACCUGUGGCGACAUAGAUGAGUGCGAGGACCCAGACGCCUGCAGUCAGAUCUGUGUCAAUUACAAGGGCUACUUUAAGUGCGAGUGCCACCCUGGCUACGAGAUGGACACACUGACCAAGAACUGCAAGGCUGUCGCUGGCAGGAGCCCGUCCCUAAUCUUCACCAACCGGCACGAGGUGCGGAGGAUAGACCUGGUGAAGCGCGACUACUCACGCCUCAUCCCCAUGCUCAAGAACGUCGUGGCGCUAGACGUCGAAGUGGCCACCAAUCGUAUCUACUGGUGUGACCUCUCUUACCGCAAGAUCUACAGCGCGUACAUGGACAAGGCCAGCGACCCGGCAGAGCAGGAGGUCCUCAUCGACGAGCAGCUGCACUCUCCAGAGGGCCUGGCGGUGGACUGGGUCCACAAGCACAUCUACUGGACCGACUCGGGCAACAAGACCAUCUCAGUGGCCACCGUCGAUGGCAGCCGCAGACGCACUCUCUUCAGCCACGACCUCAGUGAGCCGCGGGCCAUCGCCGUCGACCCCCUGCGAGGGUUCAUGUAUUGGUCUGACUGGGGGUACCAGGCCAAGAUUGAGAAGUCUGGGCUCAACGGUGCGGACCGGCACACACUGGUGUCAGACGAUAUUGAGUGGCCCAACGGAAUCACCCUGGAUCUGCUGAGCCAGCGCUUAUACUGGGUCGACUCCAAGCUGCACCAGCUGUCCAGCAUUGACUUCAGCGGCGGCCACAGAAAGAUGCUGAUUUCCUCCCCCCACUUCCUGGGCCACCCUUUUGGGGUGGCUGUGUUUGAGGACAAGGUGUUCUGGACAGACCUGGAGAACGAGGCCAUUUUCAGUGCAAAUCGGCUCACUGGCCUGGAAAUCUCCGUCCUGGCUGAGAACCUCAAUAACCCGCACGACAUCGUCAUCUUCCAUGAGCUGAAGCAGCCGAGAGCUGGAGAUGCCUGCGAGCUGAGUGCCCAGCCCAGCGGCGGCUGCGAGUACCUGUGCCUGCCUGCUCCUCAGCUCUCCAGCCACUCUCCCAAGUACACGUGUGCCUGUCCCGACACCAUGUGGCUGGGCCCCGACAUGAAGCGGUGUUACCGAGCUCCUCAAUCUACCUCAACUACGACGUUAGCCUCUACCACAGCGAGGCCCGAAGCUGACUCUGCCAGAGCGCCUGGGACCGCCAUCCACAGCCCCACCCACCAGAACCACAGCACAGAGACGCCGCGCCUGGCAGCUGCAGCCCCAAGCUCAGUCAGUGUUCCCAGGGCUUCCAGCAUCAGCCCGUCUACCCCAAGCCCUGCAACCAGCAACCACUCCCAGCACUUCGGGUUAGAGGGGUGGCAAGGGAAAAACUGCCAUCUAAGCAAUGGGCUGGAGCCUGCUGGAGGUCAGUGCAACGUGUCUCUCUCUUCAGCGGUGAUAGCCCUCCUGUGCAUGAGCGGCUACCUGAUCUGGAGAAACUGGAAGCGGAAGAACACCAAAAGCAUGAACUUUGACAACCCCGUGUACAGGAAAACAACAGAGGAGGAGGAUGAAGAUGAGCUCCACAUCGGGAGGGCUGCUCAGAUUGGCCAUGUCUAUCCUGCAGCAAUCAGCAGCUUUGAUCGCCCACUGUGGGCAGAGCCCUGUCUUGGGGAGACCAGAGAACUGGAGGACCCAGCCCCUGCCCUCAAGGAGCUUUUGGUCUUGCCGGGAGAACCAAGGUCACAGCUGCACCAACUCCCGAAGAACCCUCUUUCCGAGCUGCCUGUCGUCAAGUGCAAGCGAGUGGCAUUAAGCCUUGAAGACGAUGGACUGCCCUAAGGAUGGGACCACUCCCUUCAUGCCUCACGGAAUUCAGUUCCAUGCACUACACUCUCUGGAUGGUGUAUGCCUGGAUGGAAGGAUUUCUGUAUGGGUGUGUGAGUGUGUGCGUGUCUGUGUGUGCGUGUGUGAUUUUAAUUUAUGUUGCAGAAAGGUAACCACAAAGUUAUGAUGAACUGCAAACAUCCAAAGGAUGUGAGAGUUUUUAUAUGUAUAAUGUUUUAUACACUUUUUAACUGGUUGCACUACCCAUGAGGAAUUCAUGGAAUGGCUACUGCUGAGUGACUAACAUGAUGUACAUAACCAAAUGGGGCCGAUGGUACAGUAGCUUACUCAUCAUUUAAAAACUAUAUUUACAGAGAGAAUAUUUGAUUUCGGGGGGGGCUUUUUUAGGUUUUGGAGUUUUGGGGGUUUUUUUGUAAAUAAAAUGAUUAUGCUUUGUGGCUAUCCAUCAACAUAAAAAAGAAAAGAAAAAUAAGCACCUCAACUCCCUCCCCAAUUUAGAUUAUUUAUUAACAAACUUCAUAAAUAAGAUUAGUUCUAUAAAUCAUUUAGAGACAUGAGAGUAUUUAUUUUUGGUAUGAUUGGCCCACCACACAGACUCCGUGUGCAUUGUGUUUGUCUGCAUGUGUGUGCAAGAGAAAACUCUAGAGAAGAGGCGCACCUAUGGCGGUUGUUCGAUAGAUAUAUUUUAAGCCAGUCCACAGAGGGUAUCUGGAGUUUUCAGAGAAUUAGCCUUUGGAACUCUGGCUCAGAGAACAGACACCAUGGUGUGUGCAAACAUGUAGCGGCAGAGGCGGAACCUCCCCAACUCUGGCUAUUCCUGGGACCCGACUCGGGAAAAGCCCUUCAGCUCACCGUGGCUGCUGGGACUCCCCCCUGGGCUUUCUCUUAUGUGGCUAAGGCCAGCGUACAGACUUUACACGGUGCCAGAAGUCCUCGUGAGCUCAGGUGAGAACAUGCCUGAACCUUGGCUACUCCUGUUUUAAAGUUCAGCAUUUCGAGCAACUUCAUUUUCCUUCAGGGCACUUGGGUUGAAUUCAUUAAGGCUGAAUUCCUUACUGAUAGAGAGCUAAGUGGAGAUGUUUCCAGAACAGCCCAAGUUUACUCUAGGGACUGGCUUAGGCACAGAACCCCUGGGAUGCACUAUGGAUGAGGAUAAAGAUGGUGGAAUAGGUUUUGUUACAUCUCCAUCUCUCCCUCUUACUCUCCCAUUUCCUUUAGGUGGGGAAGAGUAAUACUUAGGUUUGUUGCCAUGAUGUGUUCGCAUAGAUGAAACUAAUGUGGGGCUUAAGGCAGUAAAGGUAGACAAACGUAAAGUCCUAUUUGAGGGAAAUGGCAUCCGCAAUAUUAUAGGACACUGGGUAUAUGUUCACACAGAAGUUUGGUUUACUGCUUUGUAAAUAAAAGGAAGAACUCUAGGUCUAUGUACAGCUUUGUUUCACCAUGGACACUUCCUUUGCCUCUCCUGGGCCUUGGGGAGGCGGGGAGAAGUGUUCAUCUCUCUUUGUGGGGUCUACCAUUGAAAACAUAAUCCAAUAGUCCCAGAAGGAAUUCAGUCCCCCCUGGCUCUAUCGUCCAAGGUCUUUUCCUAACUCUGCUGUUCCACACUGUACUCCCACUGGACAACCAGGAACAAGACGUGACACAGCGUGUCUGGCUUCAGUAGGGGCAGAGGACAUGUACCUAACCUCAGCAUACCUGGAACUUGGCCCAUGUAAGCAAAUUCCUCUCCCCUACUUCCAAGUUGCCCCCAACUCAGUAAACCUUGGAUGUCUCGCCCAUUGCUACCCUUUGAAUUUCCAGACAGACAUUCUGGAGUUCUGUCACCCUGUUCCUAGGACCUUUCUUUCUCUCCGUCACUCAUGAUCUGCUAGAUUCUGGGAAAACAACCGUAUUCUGGAGCCUGGGCACUAUGCUGUGAAAAAACAAGCAAUUUCCUCAUGAUAUGUAUGUGCUGAUAGUCCUGAAACGUCCAUUAAGAGGGAAAGAUGCAUUGACUUAGAAUGACCGUUACCAAAUAGAAUAUUAAAAACAUCCGGCCAACUCCUAUGGAGCUUAAUCACUUACUACUAUUCUUUCAAGAAUAAAAAGUAAAAUAAUUUUUGACUGAAGAAAAAUUAUGAAAGUGAAAAGUCAUUGAAAUUUACACAAAAACAAGCAACUUUUUCUGUAACCUGCCUCCAAAGAAAUAGAAAUUCCUGGGGAAAUUAUAAUAGUGUCUAGUGCAUAAUAUCUAAACUUUCAGUCAGAUCCUGGCCUUCACAGGAAAAAUAAUGAAUGGGAUCAGGAUGAUUCAGCCCGAUAUCUCAAAAUGAAGAUGAAACACAACUUUCUCAGAGAUACCCAUGUUUUCUGAAUAUGCUGCAACUGCAGUUUGAAAGAGGCAGCUAUGGGAGCAGCCUACAAAAAACCAAAUUGUGGAAUACUCACGUGUUGGAUGGUAGUAACGUAGAUGAAAUCCGAGGACUCAAGUCCAUCCUCUAGCCCUGAAGGCUUUAAGCGUCAUUCUGAGGUUUAGUUGCAUUUCUGUUGCUUUUUGCCCUGAUGCCGUCAUAUACCAACAGUCAGGAACAGGUCAGAGAGUCAUUGGACUAUACGUAGAGCUGGAGGACACUUAGAAACAACACCAAGAGGGCAGAAGGUGUAUCAGACAAUUUUUCUCUAUUUAAAAGAAACGCUGCGGUCCUUUUCCUCCCUUUUCUUCUCCAGUUGACUACUUUGCACUGCCUGAACAUUGCACCAAACCUGCCACCUAUCUUUCCAACAGGAUUAUGAAGGCACUGGCAGAAAUGGCCUUCCAGAAACAGGGAAAACUAAAAUUUCAUUUAUUUACUUUUGAUGGCAUGAUUAUUUUAAAAAUAGAUGGAGAUAACCUGUAACCUCAGGAUGAGAUUGGAUUUAAAUUUAUGGCAAUAAACACUGUGGAUCCCUCCAAUUCUCUCUUUGCGAUUGCAAUAUAUGCAUUCACUGAACCCAUUUGCUAGGUAUCAGCUAAGUGUUGGGCACUGCAGAAGUAUAGGUCAGUCAAACAUUUUCUGUCCCUAUGGCGCUCACAGUGGCAGUAGAGGAAGACAUGUGGGAACAAAAAAAGAAUAGAUUCUUUUCAGAAUAAUGUUAUGAUACGAAGUGGUCAUUUCUACCGAAGAAGAUAAUGGGGUCAAGAAAGCCACCACAGGAGAAGUGACCUUAAGUCUUAAAAACUAAGUAGGGACGUCAGGCUGCUUCAGGCAGAAGAAACACAACUAAGACAGAGAGGCAUGAAACGGCAUGAGGACUUUCAUGAACUGCAUGUAAUUCAUUACAACGAGCAAAAAGCUCAAGGGGGACGUAGCAAGCAAUGAGCUGGAUGGAAAGACAGGUUCAACAUAAGCACUUUAUAGAAUACUCCUAUUUAACUUCUGAUUUAAUUAAGCAAACAUUCCUUGGUCAUUCACUGUGUGCGAGGCACCAAGUGCACGGGAAAUUCAUCAGGAUGUGUUGCCAGCACUUGCAGACAUGACAGUCUUGAGCCUCAAGCUUUCCGGUGGCCAAAGAGACACAGUGACUGUUUUUCAUAUAUUCGAGUUGAAGUUUUGUGAUAUGGUCUAUGAAAACUAAUAUAAGGACAGUGGGAUUUUCACAGAAGCAUUCCAUGUUGCCAAGAGCCUCUGAGAUUUCUCCCACAGAGAGAAAGAAAACUGGGAGUUUUGAAGACGUGGAGUUUGCAGAGGGGACCCCAAGCACUGUCCAGUCUGGCGCUGGUGGGAAUGGGGAGAGGGCACAGAAAUGUGAGCCUCCCCACCUCACUCCCUAACGUCAGCCAUACGCUCAUUUCACAGAAUAGAAAUGGUUAGCAGUUAACCGGCUCAGAGUAAAUUAUCUCCUUUCCCAUCAAUGCAUGAAGAUAAGGUAUUGGAGUCUUUUUACAUGGUAUUUUUAGGGUAUUGGGGAUUUUCAGGAUAUGGAGAACUUAGAGGUGGAGGAAUUACAGCUUCAAAUUUCCAGUCAAUAAAAAGAAAUCAGGAAUCCCUAUUCAUUCAGGCUAUGCACCAUGUGCAUAGUCAGGAGUCAGCAAAAACCCUCUGUAUUUGCAAAUACUUUGUGCUAUAAAAAAUAAUUUUAAAAGAGCCACCUGUAUAUGUAUAUAUUUAAAGACAUGGAGGUUUUGAUACUUUUUUUACAAAAAUUACAAGAGAAAACAAAUACCUGUACAAACCAUGUGUUUUAAAAUAGCAUUUUGUUCUAUACAAGCUGUUGUUAAUUUGGGGGUGAAGUACUGGUUCGCAAACGCCAUCACAUUGUACCCAAAGGAAUUUUCCCUGUUUGUCUCCCUCCCACACACACACACACAUGUCCCCAAAUUACCAUAUUUGAUGUUUGAUGUAACAGGCAUGUUAGAAUGUUGGGUCACACUAACCAUCCCUGCUCUCUUUGUGUUAUUCCAAAUUCCAUUGUCUUCUGUCCUCAGUCCCCUUUGCAGUCUGGCCUCUCUCCCAGAGGCAACGGGUGGUGUGCUGCGUCUCACUAGCUGUACCGGCAUCAUCUUGGUGAACUAAAAAGCAAAUGUGGACAUUUGUAAAAUCAGUGCACUGUUUCUAGAGAAAGAUUAAAUUCCUUUUUUAAAAUCUGGAA